CCCUCCCCCCACUCUCUUUGUUUACUCUUACGUUCUUUCUUUCUUUACAAACAGCCCUGACGUUCCUGCGUUAAUCUUUACAUUGUAUAAUCUUAAUACCUACAAUAUUCCACGUCAUUUUAUUAAUUCCUUACCUUUAAUUACAGGACUGCGAGUUUGACGUUACAAGAGAACAAAGCAUCUUCUUUGAACGUCCUCCCCCCCGCGGCGUGUGAUGUGACGCCCUCGCCGCCCAGAGCUGCUGCCUCGGCGGUCGCUGCGUGGCCAUGCCCGCCCGCCUCUAACGCCCUUCCCGCCGGCGAUGUCCGCCUGCUGGUCCGCUUGACGAGGGGCGGGUGAUGCUCUGUUGCUGGGCGUCCCUAUGCAACAUGCAACUCGGGCUGGUCGGCGGCGAGCGCGCGCGGGCGGCCUGACGGGCGGCAACCUGGAUGGUGGGGCGGGAUCCGGGAGACGUGGGCGCGACCCCCCCGCCAUGAGCUCCUCCCUCGCGGGCGUGCCGCUGCUGCUGCUGCUGCUGCUGACCAUGGCGGUUGCGGUGGGCGGCGAGACGCGCAGCCCGCGCUUCGUCACCACCAAGUACGGCAAGCUGCGCGGCUCCAUCCGCGCGCUGCCCAACAAGUACCUCCGGCCCGUCGAGGUGUUCCUGGGCAUCCCCUACGCCACGCCGCCCACGGGCUCCAACCGCUUCAGCCCCACCCGCACGCCCAGCCCGUGGGCGGGCGAGCGCAUCGCCGACAAGUACGGGCCCGUGUGCCCUCAGCACCUGCCCGACAUCUGGGAGGACCAGGCCGAGCUCUCCGUGCCGCGCGCGCGCAUGCAGCACGUGCGCCGCCUGGCCAACUACCUGACGCACCAGGAGGAGGACUGCCUCUACCUCAACGUCUACGUCCCUUCCUUCGUGGCAGACACGUCGGGACACCGGGCGCUCCCCGUAGUGGUCUACAUCCACGGCGAGAGCUUCGAGUGGGGCGCCUCCAACCCUUACGACGGCUCGGUCCUCGCUGCCUACGGGGACGUCAUUGUAGUCACUCUCAACUACCGCCUCGGGCCCCUAGGCUUCCUCAACACGAACGCGGACCCGAGCGGCCGAGGCCACGUCAUGAACCACGGCCUCAUGGACCAGAUCGCGGCGCUCCACUGGGUGCAAGAGAACAUCGGGGCGUUCGGCGGCGACCCCGGCAGCGUGACUCUGGUGGGCCACGGCACGGGCGCCGCCUGCAUCCACUUCCUGAUGGCGUCGGCGGCGGUGGUGCCCGGCCUCUUCCACCGCGCGGUCCUCAUGUCCGGCUCGGCGCUCAGCUCCUGGGCCACCGUCGGGACGCCCACCCACUACGCCCUCAAGUUCGGCCGCGCCCUCAACUGCACCAGCAACCUGCCGUCGGGCAUCAGCCUGCACGAACCGGAGUUCACGCCCUCGAACGACGAGCUCGACCAGAUGGUCAACUGCCUGAAGGACAAGUCGCUGGACGAGCUGCAGGCCGUGCACAUCUCGGCGCCGCAGUUCCUGUACGCCUUCGGGCCCAGCGUCGACGGCAUCGUGAUCAAGCACGACUACCGCCGCGAGAUGCGGAAGCGCGCCGACGAGAUGAGCAAGGAGUACGACCUCCUGUUCGGCGUCGUGCCCAACGAGGCCUACAACGCCUUCAGCGACAGCGACAUUGAGAAGGGCUUCGACGUGGGCAAGCGCGACCGCCUGUUCCGCACGAUGGUCCGCAACUCGUACGACUACCACCUGAACGAAGUGUACAUCUCGGUCGUGAACGAGUACACGGACUGGGAGAAGCCCGAGCCGCACCCGACGGCCACCCGCGACGCCGCCAUGGACGCCCUCAGCGACGCGCAGUACGUCGCCCCGCUGCUCAGCACCGCCAACAACCUCCGCAUCGGAGACAAGAACCAGUUCUUCUACGUCUUCGACCACACCGCAGCGCACUCAGACAAUCCCUACGCGGUCAAGAGAGCGGUACACGGGGACGAGCUACCCUAUGUGUUCGGCGCCCCCCUGGUCGGCGAGCUAGGGGUCUUCACGGGGAAUUGGACGCGAGAAGACAUAAUAAUAUCAGAGGCGAUGCUCACUUACCUCACCAACUUCGCCAAAACAGGGAACCCAAACUUUCGUUCUGGACAGGAUAUGAACAAUCAGGCUAGAGAGAAGAACCGGUUCAAGAACCUGGAGUGGCAAAAGUACGACCCUAUAUACCAAAAAUACCUGGAAAUAGGGCUGAAGCCGAAGCUGCGGGACCACUACCGCGCGCACCAGCUGGCCCUGUGGACGUGGCUCAUCCCUCAGCUGCAGCGCGUCGGGCGCCUCGAGUUCCUGACGCUGCACGAUCCGGAGGCGGAGGGCGUCGCCGCCGAGGACCAGCUGCAGGAGCUGUCGGUGCUGCACCACCUGUUCUCGCAGUACGACGACCCCGACCUGUACAGCGGCCCCGUGCGGCCCCUGCAGCACAUGGCGGGCCACUACAUCCUGCCGUCGACGACCAGCACGCCCGCGCCGCCCACCACCACGACGCCGUCGCUGUUCUCGCGCCUCAACACGACGCCCGGCUUCCCGCGGCGCAGCCAGCCGGGGCCGCGGCAGCCGCCGGCCUUCGCGCCCAACACCACCGCCCACGCCGAGGCCACCAAGCCCGAGGGCGUGGACUACGUGGCCUACUCGACGGCGCUGUCCGUCACCAUCGCCAUCGGCGUGUCGCUGCUCAUCCUCAACAUCCUCAUCUUCGCCGGCGUCUACUACCAGCGGGACCGGUCGCGCCUCGGCGACAAGCAGGAGCAGCAGAGCCAGCAGAACAGCCAGAGCAGCAGCGAGCAGCAGAUGGCGGCGGCCAUCAGCUCGGCGUCCGGCCCUACAUUAGGGUCGAGUAUUAACCUGGAGGUGACGAAGCCGCCGCUCAGCGUGCCGGCCUCGCUGAAGGCGCCGCCGCCGUCGCCGCUGGCGCACACGCAGGCCUUCACGCACAUCUCCGAGUGCCCGCCUGCCUUCGCCGACACGCCGCUGGCCGUGGAGGGGGGCGGGCACUGCGUGGCCGUGCCCCCUCCCAACAUACCCAACGGCAGCGCCACGCUCGUCGGCGGACAGCAGCAGCAGCAACAGAAGCAGCAGCAGCUCCAACAGCAACUCCAGCAGCCGCAGCAGGUCGUGAUGCCGCGGCCGCCGCCGCCGCCACGGCUGAUGCCGGCGGAGUCGCAGCCGCUCCUGCCGGUGCACGUGCCGGCACCUCCGCGGGGGAAGAUCCCGCCCUACGAGGAGCUGCGCGUAUGAUGGCGGCGCCCUCUGGUGACGGUGCUC
Messenger RNA from Penaeus monodon (black tiger shrimp), 3292 nucleotides. RefSeq names its product neuroligin-4, X-linked-like. Gene Ontology annotation, biological process: modulation of chemical synaptic transmission; neuron cell-cell adhesion; postsynaptic membrane assembly. Gene Ontology annotation, cellular component: postsynaptic membrane; cell surface; synapse. The record is from RefSeq and is a predicted model, not a curated record. Gene Ontology annotation, molecular function: signaling receptor activity; neurexin family protein binding. The transcript is spliced from 7 exons. Bases 362 to 3265 code for a protein of 967 amino acids. Lineage: Eukaryota; Metazoa; Arthropoda; Malacostraca; Decapoda; Penaeidae.